This is a messenger RNA of Fundulus heteroclitus (mummichog), 1911 nucleotides long. RefSeq names its product E3 ubiquitin-protein ligase pellino homolog 2. Gene Ontology annotation, molecular function: protein binding; ubiquitin protein ligase activity. Lineage: Eukaryota; Metazoa; Chordata; Actinopteri; Cyprinodontiformes; Fundulidae. Gene Ontology annotation, biological process: regulation of Toll signaling pathway; protein polyubiquitination. Bases 302 to 1594 code for a protein of 430 amino acids. The transcript has 7 exons. The record is from RefSeq and is a predicted model, not a curated record.
UACUGAACAGAUUUACCGCGAUACAAACUGGCUUCCCGCUGGCCUUAACCGCCGAGAAAGAUGCUUUUUCAACGGAUUAAAACGAUGAAACACACGCCGGGACGUCUGGGAAAACUUUGCCCAACUGUGCCCAAACUUUAACAAGACCCACAAGCCCGAUAUAGUCUCCAGCGUGUUAGCAUUGUUUUAUUAUCUCCCCCACUACUAGUUUGCCUCUCUGGUCGAGGUUUGUCCUCCUUUUUUUUUUUUGUUUUCCCCUCUUUCUACUUUUCUUUUCUUUAAAUUGGAGGAGUCCAGUCUGAUGAAUUCACCGAAAAAGGACGGAGACGACGAUGUGCCCGUUAAAGACCCGGUGAAAUACGGAGAGCUGGUCAUUUUGGGGUACAAUGGCUCUCUGCCGAGCGGAGACCGCGGGCGCAGGAAGAGCCGCUUCGCUCUUUACCGAAGGGCCAAGGCCAACGGUGUCAAACCCAGCGCUGUGCACAUCCUCAACUCGCCACAGGACACCAAGGCGGUGCACAGCAGGGGGCAGCACAGCAUCUCCUUCACGUUGUCUCGUAACCAGACGGUGGUGGUGGAGUACUGCCAUGACAACAGCACAGACAUGUUCCAGAUCGGACGCUCCACAGAAUGCCCCAUCGACUUCGUGGUGACUGACACCUCUGGAGGGGGCAAGGAAGGGGAGGACCCCUCCAUCGCUCCCAGCACCAUCUCCCGCUUCGCCUGCAGAGUGGUGUGCGAGCGCAACCCGCCCUACACCGCACGCAUUUACGCCGCAGGCUUUGACUCGUCCAAAAAUAUCUUUCUAGGGGAGAAAGCAACCAAAUGGAAAAAUCCCGACGGCCACAUGGAUGGCCUCACCACCAACGGCGUGCUGGUGAUGCACCCGGAGGGUUUCCCGGAGGACCCCAAGCAGGGUCUGUGGAGGGAGAUCUCCGUGUGCGGAGACGUGUACGCGCUGCGGGAAACGCGCUCCGGGCCCAGCCGGGGAAAGCUGGCGGAGGGGGAGAGCAGCGCCCUGCGCGACGGCUCCCUGGUGGAUCUCUGCGGGGCCACCCUGCUGUGGCGCACGGGCGAGGGACUGAUGCGCGCCCCCACUCUGCGUCACCUGGAGGCCCUGCGCCAGGAGCUGAAUGCGUCCCGUCCUCAGUGUCCUGUGGGCCUCAGCACGCUGGCCUUCCCAAGUUUACCACGCAGCCACAGCCUGGAAGAGCGCCAGCCCUGGGUCUACCUCGCCUGCGGCCACGUCCACGGACGCCACGACUGGGGCCAGAGAUCCGAAAGAGAGGAGGAACGGGGCGUGGGCGAGGGCGAGGGCGCCGCCAUACGCAGAGAAUGUCCCCUGUGCAGAAGCGUGGGGCCCUACGUGCCGCUGUGGCUGGGCUCCGAGCCUGCGGUGUACGUGGACGCCGGGGCUCCCACUCACGCUUUCGUGCCGUGUGGCCACGUCUGCUCGGAGAGGACAGCCAAGUACUGGGCCGAGACCCCUCUGCCCCACGGCACACACGCCUUCAGGCCCGUCUGCCCCUUCUGCUCCGCCGCCCUCAGCACCCCCGGCUGGAUACGGCUCAUCUUCCAGGGCCCCAUCGACUAGCCGCGCCUCGGCGACCCCUGUCCCGACCCCAGGAAGCCCCCUGGGCUUCGUUCGGGUGGCGCGCGUUAGCUCUGAGUGUCCGGCUGCACUCUCCCAACGUCGUGUCCCAGAAUGCCGCUCGGCGCUGAAGAAUCCGUCCCCCUUGUUUAUCCUUCAGAGCUUCAGGAUCAGGAGGACGCGACAGACUGAUCAGUGCUAACACUAAGAUAGUAAUUAGUCUAAACUAACUAUAACGGCGUGAGCUGGCCUUCGUUAAGUCGAACAUAAACAGAAGCUUAGGUGAUGCUGCUUGACCUUUUACUAAAAAAAAAAAAAAA